Gasterosteus aculeatus aculeatus (three-spined stickleback) is the source of this 2302-nucleotide messenger RNA. RefSeq names its product arginine and glutamate rich 1a (gene arglu1a). Gene Ontology annotation, cellular component: nucleoplasm; mitochondrion. Gene Ontology annotation, molecular function: cadherin binding. The record is from RefSeq and is a predicted model, not a curated record. NCBI's taxonomy places the organism in Eukaryota, Metazoa, Chordata, Actinopteri, Perciformes, Gasterosteidae.
AACUACAUAUUAGACAAACCGCCAUCUUUCUUUUUAGAGAGUUAGCAGGGCAAAAUAACAACCAGUUUUGAAUGAUCAUUUAUACAUAACUGAAUCGUCGAAGAAAUUCCUCUUCGUCAUUUAUUGUAAAUAAUACGUGUAAAGUGCUACGGGUGAAACGGAAGUCCAGAUACUGGCCAAACAUCAGACACAGUAUUUGGGGUAAGCGCUCUGCUAACGCUAGUGGAGGUGGGCAACAUGGGCCGAUCUCGGAGCCGCAGCUCGUCGCGGUCUAAACACUCCAAAAGCAGCAAGCACAGCAAGAAGCGGAGCCGGUCGCGGUCCAAAGACAGGGAGAGGUCUAAGAAGCGUUCCAAGUCCCGAGAAUCAAAAAGGAACCGUCGCAGAGAAUCUCGAUCCCGCUCCCGGUCCACCACAGCCUCGUCCCGCAGAGAAAGACCAGCCUCGCCGCCCGAGCGCAUCGACAUCUUCGGCAGGACUCUGAGCAAAAGAAACGCUUUGGACGAGAAGCAGAGGAAGGAGGAGGAGGAAAGAAGGGCAGAAAUGGAAAGACACAGGAAGAUCCGGCAGCAGGAGAUCGAGGAGAAGCUGAUCGAGGAGGAGACGGCACGGAGAGUGGAGGAGCUGGUUGCCAAGCGGGUGGAGGAGGAACUGGAGAAGCGGAAGGACGAGAUCGAGCGGGAGGUGCUCCGGCGCGUGGAGGAGGCGAAGCGCAUCAUGGAGCGGCAGCUGCUGGAGGAGCUGGAGAGGCAGCGGCAGGCCGAGUUGGCGGCGCAGAAGGCCAGAGAGGAAGAAGAAAAAUCAAAGCGGGAGGAGCUGGAGAAAAUCCUAGAGGAGAAUAACCGCAAGAUCGCCGACGCUCAGGCCAGGCUGGCCGAGGAGCAGUUGCGUAUUGUAGAGGAGCAAAGAAAGAUUCACGAGGAGCGGAUGAAGCUGGAGCAAGACCGACAAAAGCAGCAGAAGGAGGAGCAGAAAAUCAUCCUCGGCAAGGGCAAGUCCCGGCCCAAGCUGUCCUUUUCUCUCAAGGCCACCGAAUGAGACUGCUCCACCCGCAUCCACCCGCCCUGCCCUGCCUCCACCCCGACCAAGCUCUCCUUCCUCCAUCAAUCAACCCCACCCCUCUUCCGAGGAACGCUCGCUUCGUUUUGGAAGUGCGGAAGGAAGGCCGAGGAAGGAGGUGCACCCCGGUGUGUGGACUCGCUCGGCCCACGUCGAAGAGGAGGCUGCUCAUCUCCAUUAAAGGACCCGACCGCUCCUUCCAUCCUCCCGCCUCCCCACCGCACACACGACUUCUGCUUUUCUUUCUCCAGUUUUAUUUUCAUUUUUAGGGAACUCAAACUUUUGAUGUAGAAUGCUUUAACGUGUCCCUUUCUCUGGAAGUCUUAACUCGGUAACAUCGAGCGACUGCGCCCUUCUUACGUGUCUCCACCGCCAGCCGACCACACUAGGACCAGUAUGUGUGACGUUGUGUAGUUCAGUCUACUGUAAAAGCUCGUGAGCGGCUUGGCAGUUGGCCUGUGGUUCUUCUGUUUUCAUGUUUCCAUUCUGAAAGUGGCUGCAGCGUGGUGAUGAAUCCCAGCACAGCCCAUCAAAGCACAGUUAACUUCCCGUCCAGCUGACCGGUCUGUGUCUUCCACCUCCGUCACCUCCAUCACCAUGUACGCCCACAGACACCUUUCUUUUUGCUUCAGCUCUGUCCACAGUGUAUAUACAUCUUUUCCUUCUUUCUAAAUGACAGCAUUGUCUCUGGCUGAGGGGAAAUGAUGGAGCUCAUGUUAGCCAAUGGCUGAACCACGAGCCGACAGCAGGAAGCGGUUGUCUACGACUGUGGGAUGGUGGGGGACAAAGGGGGCGUUUCCUGUAUGAUGUAAUUUUACUAGCCUUGCUGUGAUGUGCUGACUCCCACUCCUCCCCAAGUUAACAAAAAGUCCCGGUAAUGUUAAACACUUGGGUUUUAUCCGACUCUUUGGGACGAGGCGCGGCCGUACGGUCCCGGUACCCAGUUUAGCUGUAGUACAUGAACUUGGCAAGGCGCUACACUCGGUAAGUCUUGAUUCGUGUAGGACGGACAAGUUCAGGUAAGAUAAGGUUUGAGGUCGUGUGCAUGUGAGUGUUUGAGUGCGUGUCUGUCUGAGUGUGUGUGCGCGCGCGCGCGUGUGUGUGAGACUGCGUGUCGGAGUGCGAGUGUCUGACCUCAGGUGGGUAUAAUGACUUUUUGUUAUGUUGUGGGAUUUUGUAUUUGUCAUGUAAUAUCCCCCCAAUUGUCAAGGGACUAAACAGUUGAAUAAAUCCAUUGAAUGCC